AUGCCACUCAGCGUUGCGACGCGACUUGGCCUCUACACCUUCAAACCGACCCAAGUCACUCUUGUACUAGCUGAUCGUUCCACUCGACGCCCAGAAGGAGUGCUGGAAAACCUACCAGUGCAAAUUGGGAACUGCUACAUUCCUACUGAUUUCAUAGUUCUUAAGCUUGACGAGGAAUCCCAAGAACCGAUCCUACUUGGAAGACCUUUCUUGGCCACGGCUGGUGCGAUGAUAAACGUCAAGGAAGGGAAGAUUGAUCUACACAUGGAUGAUCUGAUUUUGAGAUUCAACUUGGAGAAAGCAGCUAAGAAACCUACGAUUGACGACCACCUUUCUAGGUUGAGAAUCGAUGAAGAAAUCCCCAUAGAUGACCGACUCCCUGAGGAGAAUGUGUAUGUGGUUGCGGCCUUCCUCGACUGCUACAAGGAGAAAGCUGAUGUUAAGGUACUUCAACAAACAGUUAAUGAUUCGCCAUGGUAUGCCGAUAUCGCAAACUAUUUGUGUGUUGCAGAAGAACCUCCAAAUUUCAAUGGGUAUGCUAAGAAAAAGUUCCUUAGAGAUGUGCAACGCUACUUCUGGGAUGAGCCCUUUCUCUACAAACAUUGUGCUGAUGGCCUCUACAGGAGAUGUGUUCCAGAAUCAGAG
Molecule: messenger RNA, 645 nt
Organism: Camelina sativa (false flax)
Lineage: Eukaryota; Viridiplantae; Streptophyta; Magnoliopsida; Brassicales; Brassicaceae
Source: RefSeq, a predicted model, not a curated record